This is a messenger RNA of Rotaria sp. Silwood2, 444 nucleotides long. Lineage: Eukaryota; Metazoa; Rotifera; Eurotatoria; Philodinida; Philodinidae. The record is from the annotation of a GenBank genome assembly.
AUGGACGAAGCAAAUCAUUAUCUGCGUUCAACGAAACCAUUGUUAUAUGAAAAGGAAAUCAUUUUAUUCUUAGAUUAUCAUGAUAAAACAUAUGGUAUUAAUAGUAGAUUUCCACCAACUAUGUAUAAUCACUAUCGAAAUCUUAAUCCUCGAACAACUAAUUAUCUUGAAGGACGUCACAAUCGAUGGAAAAAAAGAUCAACGAAACCUCAUAAUGAUAUUUACAUGUGUAUUGAUAUGUUCAAACAUGAACAAUUGUUAGCAUCAGAUGAAAGACAAAGACAUGAAGCAGGAGCAGCUCCGCCAAAAAGACGAAAAAAAACUCUCAUAGCCGAAGAAUCAUUAUCUCGUUUAUGGGAUAAAUUAGGAAAAAAUCAGAUUACUAGAGACAAAUUUUUAAAGGGUGCGGGACUUCGUUAUUUUCAAUAUAUGAAAAUUGAAUAA